Myzus persicae (green peach aphid) is the source of this 366-nucleotide messenger RNA. RefSeq names its product piggyBac transposable element-derived protein 2-like. The transcript has a single exon. Bases 1 to 366 code for a protein of 121 amino acids. The record is from RefSeq and is a predicted model, not a curated record. Lineage: Eukaryota; Metazoa; Arthropoda; Insecta; Hemiptera; Aphididae.
AUGGUCAAAUUCACUGGUCGAAAUUCUAACAAACAAUAUAUGCCGAAAAAACCGAUAAAGAGGGGAUUUAAAAUUUGGUGUUUAGUUGACAAACAAGGUUAUUUAUGGAACUUUGAAAUUUAUACGGGAAAAGUUGGUGAAAAAUCUGAAAAACAAUUAGGUGCUCGUGUAGUAAAACAACUAUCUCAACCUUUACAAGAAAAAAAUCAUUGUUUAUUCUUUGACAACUAUUUUACCAGCUACCCUCUAAUGACAUAUCUAAAAUCAAAAAAUAUAAAUGCAUGUGGAACAGUCAAUCUUACAAGAAAAUUUUUACCAGCAUUGAAAAACGAUAAACAUUUAAGAUUUAACAUUAGGAGAAUAUGA